Molecule: messenger RNA, 942 nt
Organism: Penicillium malachiteum
Lineage: Eukaryota; Fungi; Ascomycota; Eurotiomycetes; Eurotiales; Aspergillaceae
Exons: 3
Coding region: 1-942 (313 amino acids)
Biological process (GO): amino acid metabolic process; biosynthetic process
Molecular function (GO): transaminase activity; pyridoxal phosphate binding
Source: RefSeq, a predicted model, not a curated record
AUGGGUGCAAAUGGGGUAUCGUCUCUUCUUGAUAUUCUUUCGUUCUCAGUAUGCGAUCCGGGCGAGGCAAUCAUGCUGGCAACUCCGAACUACGGCAUGUUCAAACACGACAUGCAAUCACGAAAUGGUAUAAGAUUUGUUGAUGUUGAAUGUGAUCUAGAGAAUAAGUAUUUUGACAGAUUCAAUGCUUCAAGCGCAGAUGCGCUCGUCAAAAAAUACGAAGUCGCCUAUAUGAAAGCUUGCGAGGACGGGAUUCGCAUACGUGCUAUUCUUAUAUGCAAUCCGUGCAACCCUCUAGGGAGAUGCUAUUCUCGACACACGCUGGAAAAGCUGGCACAGUUUUGCGGUCGGCGGGGACUUCACCUCAUAUCUGAUGAGAUCUACGCCUUAUCAGCCAUUCACGCCGAUGCUAAAAGUUCAAAUCGGGCAUCAAAGAUGGAAAGUUUCACUUCAGCUCUCAGUAUCGGUAUCGCAGGAAUUGACCCAACAAUGGUCCAUGUUUUAUACGGCUGCUCAAAAGACUUUGGACUCAGUGCCUUGAGACUAGGCUUCUUGAUCACACAGAAUGCUAUUCUCAAAGAGUCUUGCCGCAGAAUCUCGGUAUCAACCUGGGUAACAUCGUUCUCCGAUCGGAUCUUCACUGCUUUCUUGCAUGAUCGUGAUUUCCACUCCUCAUAUAUACGGCGGUAUCAGAUCAAAUUGAGCGAAGCACAUACACGCACCACCACGUUCCUUAAGGAGCACAAGAUCCCAUUUUCACCUUCUAAUGCAGGCUUGUUUGUUUGGAUUGAUCUUAGUUCUUGGCUCAAAUACUUCCAAGAGCCUAGUAACAAUGCAAAUGGAGGAGAUGGUUCGCCAGAGAUGCAGCUGACAAGAUACCUUAUGAAACAUGGGGUAUACCUCAACCCGUCAGAGGACUUGGGCGACUUGUACAAAGUCUGA